UUAUGUAACUUUUAUUUAUUUAUUUUUUAAAAGUGAGAAUAUUAUUUAUGGUGUGCUAUCAUAUCGUCUGAGUAGUGAGCUGAACAGGGGCGAAGACUUCAGAAAAUGAGAUAAAUAGAGAACGACCUGUUGUUCCAAAAAGGAAAUAUUAAUUUCGCGAGAAUACUACACAACAGCAGUCAUCAUGGGAACGGAUAGUACAGGUUGUAUGCUGCUUCUUGCGGUAGAAGCGUUUAAAUCUAAAAACUUCGGGCUCGCAGCAGACAUAUACGAAUGUCAAAUGCUGCUCCUCCGUGACCCUGGUAAGCAGCAAGAUCUGUUGGUGAAACGAGCCGAUGCCCUGGCAUUUGCUGGCAAAUUGAACGAAGCUUUCGAAAUCUACCGAAAAGCGGCUGAAAUCGAGAGACUCCGACCAGUCCAUCUGGAGAAUCUUAUUAAAUAUCUCUCUAACAGUAUUAAAAUAAAUGAUGGGACACACAGUCAAAGCAACAGGCAGGAGACGAACUCUUAUUGCGUUGGAUAUGAUGCAUUUACCUGCAGAAUAUGUUAUAGAUUUCUAUACGAGCCAGUUACCUUGCCCUGUGGACACUGCUUUUGCAAAAAGUGCCUGGACAGAGAAAAAACGCCCGUCUGCUGCAAAGAGUGCAAUGACGUGACCAAAUGCAAUGAUGUGGACAAUUAUAGAGUGAAUGUUGUUCUUAGUAACUUGUUAUCAAAGUGGUUUCCAGUUCAAUUACUUGCUGUUCAUCUGAGACGUGAGGGGAAUGGACUAUAUUCAGAGAAAACGGAUUCUGCUUUGGAAAAAUACAACAAAGCAAUACAAAUAGCUCCAAGGGACCAUGUUCUGUACAGCAACCGAUCACAGAUGAAUUCCAGUCUGAAGAAUUACCAGGAUACCCUCCAUGAUGCAGAGAUGGCAUGCAAGCUCAUGCCUCGUUGGUCCAUGGGACAUAUUAGAAAAGCACAAGCUCUUGUCACUCUGGGGAAAUGUGAAGAAGUGUUAAGAGAGUACCUGGUCGUCAUUGCAUUAGACCCUGAGAGUAAACUGGCAAAAACAGAGGCGCAAAAUAUUCUGAGUGAUCUCCUGGCCCCUGUCACUGAUCAAGUACACAGAAGAAUCCUGGACUGCACAAGUCUACUAUCUUCCAGAAGUAGAUUUAAAGGUGACGCUCUGAACACCUCAAGCUGCAUCAUCACCACAUCUUACAAGGAAUACAAGAACAUCAUCGCCUCUGACGAGAAGUUGACGUUGUCGCCCACGAUGAGUGAAUCUAAGACAGAUGGCUCGUUUGAGACAUGCAGCGGAAAGAAAAGAGAAAAUCAGGUGAAUGUCUGCCAUCCCAGCGUCACCAACAGGAGCGUCUUCCUCAAACGUAGCUCGUCUGAGGACAGCCAAUUGGACAGUAGCGACAUCUGCAAGCGUUCCAGAUAUGAAGUGACCCAGAAUGAACAGGCAACUUCCUGGAGUACAGUGCUUGCUGGCCUCAUAGACCCGACUGACCUGGAGUGUUCUCUGUGUAUGAGGCUCUUUUAUGAACCAGUCACCACUCCUUGUGGACACACCUUCUGUCUGAAAUGCCUCGAGCGAUGUCUGGACUACAACCCCAAGUGUCCUCUCUGCAAGAUGGAUCUGAAAGAGUAUCUGUCAGAAAGUAAAUACAACAAGACUGUCUUGGUGGAGAACCUCAUCUGCACGUAUCUGCCAUCCGAGCUCAUAGAUAGGCAGAAAGUCAACGCGGAGGAGAUUGCAGACUUAUCGAAUCUAAACAAGAACGUGCCUAUAUUUGUUUGCACCAUGGCCUUCCCCACAGUUCCAUGCCCUCUUCACGUCUUUGAGCCCUGCUACCGGCUGAUGAUCCGCAGGUGUAUGGAGAUGGGCACCAAGCAGUUUGGAAUGUGCCUCGAUGAUAACCUCAAAGGAUUUGCAGAUUAUGGUUGCCUCCUGGAGAUCCGAAACGUGGAAUUCUUUGCAGAUGGCCGCUCCGUUGUUGACACCAUCGGGAAAAGAAGGUUUAAAGUCAUUGAGCACCACCAGAGAGAUGGGUACAACACAGCAGACAUUGAAUACCUGGAAGACAUUAAGGUGGAGGGUGUGACAGAGAAGGAGCUGCAGAGUCUACAUGAUGCAGUGUACGACCAGGCCUUAAUCUGGGUCAACUCCCUCAGAGCAGAACAGAUGGAGAGGAUCGUGGGUCACUUUGGGCCCAUGCCGGAGAAAAACUCUGAACCACAGGCCAGCCCCAAUGGGCCGUCCUGGUGCUGGUGGCUGCUGGCAGUCCUUCCUCUGCAGGGUCGAGCCCAGCUGCCCUUCCUUGCCCUGACCUCCCUGAAGGACAGACUCAGUGGCAUCCGCAGAGUACUCCUCUUCAUGACCCGCAACCGCUCCUCUCGGUGACUCCAACCCUCACACAACCAUCCAUCUCCUCCCUGUGGAUGUCUGUUUUGUCAGAAAGACCAAAUGUUAACGAAAGCCUUCUGCGUAAAUAGGUUAUUGGCAAGUGGGCUUUGAUUAGAUUACCAAAAUGUGAUGCUGAUUAUUUCUUCCUUCCAAGGAUUAGAAGAGGAUAUUUAUGGACUGAAUCAGUGUGCUUAAUCAGUGUCCUUUAAAGACAAUAAUGAUUUUCUUUAUUUUUUUCUUUAUUUUUUCUUUAUUAUUUAUAAACACAGCAUGUGCAUGUAACAUGUUUACAUGCCUGGGAGGGAUGACAAACUCUAAACUAUUACAUAAAUAACUUUUUUUUCCAUAGGGUUUGUUAACCACCACAAAUGACAUGCUAUCAAAACCAAAACCCCUGAAAAUGUAGAAAGUGAGUUAACAAAAUGCCGAUACAGAACAAGUUCUGCUGCUGCUUUAACUCUAUCAUUCAGAUAACCGGAUUUCCUCCCUGUUCUGGUGGAGAUGAGUGUGAUACACCUCCAGUUGAAUGGGGCGAUCUCCUACUUACGAUGGAAUGUGUAUUGUUAUUUACAUGACCUACUUUGCAGCAGCAGCAUAAGUGAUACUCACAUGGUGAGCAAAGAUGGGUCGUGGGAUUUGCCUUUAAGAAAGGAAAACCUUUUUAAUUGUUUUGUUGGACAUUACAUGAUUCUUUGUCUGACACUUUAAAAAAAAAACUAGUUUUCUGCUGUUGUUUUUAUGUUAUGAUGAUCACCUUUUUAUACAGACAAUGUUGAACCAGGAUGGUUAUGUUGUUGUUAAAUCUUGUGGAAAUGUGUUAAUGAACAACUAUUAUGUUUUGUAUUCCAAGGGCCAAGUGUAGGUUAUUGUAUUCAUAUAGGGCUGCCUUGUCUCUUAUUAUUUGCAACAUUAUAUGGUCAUAAAUUAGAGAUGACGCACGUGACGAACAAACUCAGAGUGAUUUUGCAAUAAUGGUUUCCACUUGUGCAGCGUGAUUCCUGUCUUGUAUACAAAAGACAACGACAUGAAUGUGAACAUGCAAAUAACUGUAGACGAGGGAAAUAUCAACUUGUAGAGCGUGCAGGAUUUAUCAGCCUUGUCACUCUUACCAUUUUCUACUAUUCUCAGUUUGGUUUUAGAAAAACGUUUUGCAUUAGGUUGUCCUGACCUAAGCCCAAAACACUCUGAAAUGAUUUUCCGAACACACAUUACAGUCAGAUGAAACAGGCAGCAGUCUAACCAUUCUAAAAGCUCACGAAGGAGUUGGAAUAGUUAUUUCUGACAUUUGAACGGUCAUCUUGUCAUAGCAGUUGUUGUCCACUGGCAGUCCUCAUAAACGGUAGCAUCAAACACUCAGUGAUUUCGAAUCUUUUUCAACAUUUAGUGCCUUAAGUUGGAUUUCUUCCAUGAUGCCAGUACCAUAAAGCUCAAACUAUGUAGCAGAAUUAAGGGUUCACGGUAGCGUUCCACCGAGGAAGACUUGGCUUAAAUUCCAAACUAUUACUGAGGAGAAAAACAGUAAUUUAAACAAUUCCAGUCCUGGUUUAUUGUGAGUAUUGUUGUUGUUACAAAUAUUGGUAUUAUAUUGUGUAUUUUAUCCCAACUAAAUGAAAAUCAUCUCAACGCAAGAACACAAUUUGAGUAUUUUCAGCUGGACUUUCAGAUACAACAACAACGUUGUAUCUUCCUGUCCUUUUUGAAUUCCACAUUGAACCUUGCUCUAAUGAUUGAAGCCUUCUACCUCUGUCACACUGACCUCUAGCUCUUCCACCACAGAACAUGCUAAUUCAAAUGGACAUGUCAUUUGUUUCUAUGGAGAUGAGGUGACCACGGAUGAAGUCUUUUUUGGGUGAUUGUAUAACACAGGUAUAAUUGCCUCGAACUGUAUGUCUUUACAAAAAAAAUGGAAUGUAUGUUGUAGGCAUCUUAUCCGACGUUAUAUUUCUGUUUUGAUGGAAAUGUAGUCAUUGCAAUGUUAUACAAUGUACAGAAAACAUACGUCUGAAUAAAAAAGGCACUUAAUUAGUGGAAUAAGAGCUAAACCGA
Oncorhynchus gorbuscha (pink salmon) is the source of this 4444-nucleotide messenger RNA. Its product is annotated as LON peptidase N-terminal domain and RING finger protein 3-like. Gene Ontology annotation, molecular function: protein binding. The coding region runs from base 185 to 2395 and encodes 736 amino acids. Lineage: Eukaryota; Metazoa; Chordata; Actinopteri; Salmoniformes; Salmonidae. The transcript has 10 exons. The record is from RefSeq and is a predicted model, not a curated record.